Molecule: messenger RNA, 810 nt
Organism: Heterobilharzia americana
Lineage: Eukaryota; Metazoa; Platyhelminthes; Trematoda; Strigeidida; Schistosomatidae
Source: the annotation of a GenBank genome assembly
AUGUGGCAUCAGAUAAUGACGUUGUAUUCUCUAGUAUUUCUAACCAAUAUUAGACCAGAAACGGAUGCAUCCGAAAUUACAAUUUUAUCCCCCAAAGAAGCAGAAAUUCUACGAGAAAGGAUAAAAAAAGACUGUGAAUUAAAUCGAACAUUAGAUGAAAAAUCUCGCAUCUAUUCUCCAGUAGAAUACUGUCUUACAGAAUUUGAUUCAGUUUCAUGUUGGCCACCUACAAAAGGUGGAACAGUUGCUAAACUAUCCUGUCCUUCACAUGUGCCAGGAGUAAAAGUUACCGGUUUCGCUUAUCGUGCAUGUAAUUUAACUAAUAAACUUGAAGAUACCAAUGGACAGUACAUGAAUGUUUGGAAAUUUGACCGAUCAAACUAUAGUGAUUGUGUACAUAAAGAGGAUAUCAUGGCUAUUCACUUACCAAUCAUUCAAACAUCUGUAUUCUACGGAUAUGCCAUAUCAAUGGUCUUACUACUAAUCGCCACAGGAAUUAUACUACGGUUUCGGCGGCUCAGAUGUACACGGAAUAAUUUACAUUUGAACUUAUUCAGUGCAAUUUUACUACGAUGUAUAUUACAUUUUAUAAAGCAUGCAGGGGAUGGUCAAGGAAUUAUUUGCAAAGUAUUUACAACUCUUCAUGUUUUCACCAUUGAAGCAACCUAUUCUUGGGUUCUUAUGGAAGCUCUUUAUCUGCAUAACAGUAUUUUAGUUCAUGUAAUGCAUGAAAGUAGAACAUCAUUUUUUGUUUAUGCUUCCAUUGGAUGGACCCUUCCAAUUCUAGUAAUAAUUGCAUGGAUUUGCUAA